Molecule: messenger RNA, 2854 nt
Organism: Callithrix jacchus (white-tufted-ear marmoset)
Lineage: Eukaryota; Metazoa; Chordata; Mammalia; Primates; Cebidae
Source: RefSeq, a predicted model, not a curated record
UGCCACCCCACCCCCACACUUCUUCAGCCAAGUCCUGAUGGUGCUGUGUGACGUCUAAGCCCGUCCUUCCCGCCCAGGGCUACCAUUGGCCGGGUGGCGACAUGCUGACCAAUCAAAGCUCAGGGACGUGGUCGCGGCAUUGUCCUGGGAUCCCGGGAGGGGCACGUACACGUAGAGCAGGCAGCCUGACGUUGACGUUGGAGACGUUGAGUUGAGCAAGAUGGCGCCAAAGAAGAGAGCCUCGGGAGCGCCGGCCAAGGCCAGGGAGACGCGGAAGAGGAAGUCUUCCCCUGAGGCGAAACCCAGUAACCCAAAGAAAAUGCCCAAGGAGGGCAAGAGAGGAAAAGCAGGUCCUGGAGGGAGAGGCAGGAAGAAACUUGCCGCUGGGAAAAAGAUGGCAGCCGUGGGAGCCCCUGAGGCAGGGAGCGGGCCAGCAACACCCGGGCCCAGCCAGCCGCUGAGCCCGGAGCUUCCUCCGUGCCAAGUGCCUGUGAAGGAGAAGCCAGUGGGCGAGCCCGACCCACUGAGCCAGGAGACCCAGCUGGAGGAGCCACUGAGUGACGUGAUGACCUUUGAGUUGAGCAAGAUGGCGCCAAAGAAGAGAGCCUCGGUAUUGCCGGCCAAGGCCGGGGAGACGCGAAAGAGGAAGUCCUCUUCUGAGGCGAGUCCCAGUACCCCGAAGAAGACGCCCAAGGUGGGCAAGAGAGGAAAAGUAGGUCCUGGAGGGAGAGGCGGGAAGAAACGUGCCGCUGGGAAAAAGAUGGCAGCCGUGGGAGCCCCUGAGGCAGGGAGCGGGCCAGCAACACCCGGGCCCAGCCAGCCGCUGAGCCAGGAGCUUCCUCCGUGCCAAGUGCCUGUGAAGGAGAAGCCAGUGGGCGAGCCCGACCCACUGAGCCAGGAGACCCAGCUGGAGGAUCCACUGAGCCAGGAGACCCAGCUGGAGGAGCCACUGAGUGACGUGAUGACCUUUGAGUUGAGCAAGAUGGCACCAAAGAAGAGAGCCUCGGGACCGCCGGCCAAGGCCGGGGAGACGCGAAAGAGGAAGUCCUCUUCUGAGGCGAGUCCCAGUACCCCGAAGAAGAGCCCCACUGUGAUCUCCCUGUUGCCCUUCCAGAUGCCCAAGGAGGGCAAGAGAGGAAAAGCAGGUCCUGGAGGGAGAGGCGGGAAGAAACUUGCCGCUGGGAAAAAGAUGGCAGCCGUGGGAGCCCCUGAGGCAGGGAGCGGGCCAGCAACACCUGGGCCCAGCCAGCCGCUGAGCCAGGAGCUUCCUCCAUGCCAAGUGCCUGUGAAGGAGAAGCCAGUGGGCGAGCCCGACCCACUGAGCCAGGAGACCCAGCUGGAGGAGCCACUGAGUGACGUGAUGACCGUCUCCACCUCAUCGGAGCCACUGAGUGACGUGAUGACCUUUGAGUUGAGCAAGAUGGCACCAAAGAAGAGAGCCUCGGGACCGCCGGCCAAGGCCGGGGAGACGCGAAAGAGGAAGUCCUCUUCUGAGGCGAGUCCCAGUACCCUGAAGAAGAUGCCCAAGGAGGGCAAGAGAGGAAAAGCAGGUCCUGGAGGGAGAGGCGGGAAGAAACUUGCCGCUGGGAAAAAGAUGGCAGCCGUGGGAGCCCCUGAGGCAGGGAGCGGGCCAGCAACACCCGGGCCCAGCCAGCCGCUGAACCAGAAGCUUCCUCCAUGCCAAGUGCCUGUGAAGGAGAAGCCAGUGGGCGAGCCCGACCCACUGAGCCAGGAGACCCAGCUGGAGGAGCCACUGAGUGACGUGAUGACCGUCUCCACCUCAUCGGAGCCACUGAGUGACGUGAUGACCUUUGAGUUGAGCAAGAUGGCACCAAAGAAGAGAGCCUCGGGACCGCCGGCCAAGGCCGGGGAGAUGCGAAAGAGGAAGUCCUCUUCUGAGGCGAGUCCCAGUACCCCGAAGAAGAUGCCCAAGGAGGGCAAGAGAGGAAAAGCAGGUCCUGGAGGGAGAGGCGGGAAGAAACUUGCCGCUGGGAAAAAGAUGGCAGCCGUGGGAGCCCCUGAGGCAGGGAGCGGGCCAGCAACACCCGGGCCCAGCCAGCCGCUGAACCAGAAGCUUCCUCCAUGCCAAGUGCCUGUGAAGGAGAAGCCAGUGGGCGAACCCGACCCACUGAGCCAGGAGACCCAGCUGGAGGAGCCACUGAGUGACGUGAUGACUGUCUCCACCUCAUCGGAGCCACUGAGUGACGUGAUGACCUUUGAGUUGAGCAAGAUGGCACCAAAGAAGAGAGCCUCGGGACCGCCGGCCAAGGCUGGGGAGACGCGAAAGAGGAAGUCCUCUUCUGAGGCGAGUCCCAGUACCCCGAAGAAGAUGCCCAAGGAGGGCAAGAGAGGAAAAGCAGGUCCUGGAGGGAGAGGCGGGAAGAAACUUGCCGCUGGGAAAAAGAUGGCAGCCGUGGGAGUCCCUGAGGCAGGGAGCGGGCCAGCAACACCCGGGCCCAGCCAGCUGCUGAACCAGGAGCUUCCUCCAUGCCAAGUGCCUGUGAAGGAGAAGCCAGUGGGCGAGCCCGACCCACUGAGCCAGGAGACCCAGCUGGAGGAGCCACUGAGUGACGUGAUGACUGUCUCCACCUCAUCGGAGCCACUGAGUGACGUGAUGACCUUUGAGUUGAGCAAGAUGGCACCAAAGAAGAGAGCCUCGGGACCGCCAGCCAAGGCCGGGGAGACGCGAAAGAGGAAGUCCUCUUCUGAGGCGAGUCCCAGUACCCCGAAGAAGAUUCCUGCCCUGUCCUCACCUGGCACAACCCCCAGCCCGGCCCUCACCGCUUCUCAGGAAACGUCCCUGUUCCCAGCCUCCUCCAUCCUCUCCCCUGACCCGGACAGAGCCCCACUGUGA